GCCACCGUACCUUACAUAUCUGAGAAACUGUUGAAGCCGCUCACGACUAAAGAAACAUCUACCUAACAACACAAGUGGAAAAUGUUCGCUUGCAUUUCUUUUACUCGCAGCGCUGCUGCUUAUCGCAACUGUAGGACGUUGGUGCUGGUGCGAUAUGCCCAGACAGCAGCUGCCCCUGCCCCUGAGCCAAAAAUAAAGACAUUUCAGAUUUACAGAUGGGACCCUGACACACCUGGUGACAAGCCACGCAUGCAAACCUAUGAGAUUGAUUUGAACACAUGUGGUCCAAUGGUUCUUGAUGCUCUCAUCAAAAUUAAAAAUGAAAUGGACCCGACACUCACCUUUAGACGCUCAUGUAGAGAGGGUAUCUGUGGCUCUUGUGCUAUGAACAUCAACGGGGGCAACACCUUAGCCUGCUUAAACAAAAUAGAUACAAAUACCAGCAAAGUGAUGAAGAUUUACCCCCUGCCUCACAUGUAUGUUGUGAAAGAUCUUGUCCCUGAUAUGAGCAACUUUUAUGCACAGUACAAGUCUAUCGAGCCAUAUUUAAAAAAGAAGGAUGAGUCAAAGCAGGGAAAAGAGCAGUACCUCCAGUCUAUCGAGGACCGCCAAAAGCUGGAUGGUCUGUAUGAAUGCAUUCUGUGUGCGUGCUGCAGCACUAGUUGUCCUAGUUACUGGUGGAAUGGAGACAAGUACCUUGGUCCAGCUGUGCUCAUGCAGGCAUAUAGGUGGAUGAUUGACUCUCGUGAUGACUUUACAGAAGAGCGCCUGUCCAAAUUACAGGACCCUUUCUCCCUCUACCGCUGUCACACAAUAAUGAAUUGUACAAAGACAUGUCCCAAGGGACUCAAUCCUGGAAAAGCCAUAGCAGAAAUUAAGAAAAUGAUGGCAAUUUAUAAAGAAAAUAGAUCAUCUGCCAUCUGACUUGUAAAUGCAGGAAAUAUCAUGUACUUGGUUUAAAUUAUUGUGCAAAUGAGUGAAUUCAGCAUGGAAUUUUUGCUUAUAUGGGAUAUUUAGUUUUUAUAUAGUUUAAAAGUAAAUCUACAACAAGACCUGCAUUUCAUUUCUAUUUGAACCUGAUUGUAGUUGAAUGCAGGAACCUGUAAAAAUGGCAUAAUAUUUAACAUAUCAUAGCAUAAUAUUUGUCUGUUUGUAGUUUGUCUUUGUGUGGUAGAUUCUUACUGUACACUUAAUGUUCAAUACUUGCUAUAAAACAUACAAAUAUCUGCAUGUUUAAGAUCACACUCAUCUGUUUCCAAAAUGUGUGCUCUGCAUAGGUUAGAAAGACAUGUUUUGUAGUGAAGACGUGAAGUGCAUGCUUCUGCAGAAUAAAUUCGAUUUAGAGAAGGUAAGUCUCGUGAUGUCCUCCAGGUGGCGGUGUUGAAUGGGUGAGCUGACAAAAGAUCGUAAAGGAAGAAAGAAAGACUAUGGCGUCACAUUCAGAGAACACACUUGAACCAGAAACUUAGUUUCUGCGGUAAUGUGUAAUACAAAUGAUGGCCCUAGAAUAAAAGUAUGGGCUUUAGCGCUCACCCUGUAGUUCAUAGAUGGAUUCACCAGGUAUGGGUAAGUGCUGUUCGCCUGUGCAUGUCUAUACUGAAUAAAAUGCAAGUAACUAACGUUAGAGCUGAGCUCGUGAAUCAACCGCAUCCCAUAGGUCUUUUGCUUAUUGCAGUUUAAUCUUCAAUUUAAUGUAUUUACAAG
Messenger RNA from Sinocyclocheilus grahami, 1704 nucleotides. Its product is annotated as succinate dehydrogenase [ubiquinone] iron-sulfur subunit, mitochondrial-like. Gene Ontology annotation, molecular function: oxidoreductase activity; electron transfer activity; 2 iron, 2 sulfur cluster binding. The coding region runs from base 82 to 924 and encodes 280 amino acids. Gene Ontology annotation, biological process: aerobic respiration; tricarboxylic acid cycle; respiratory electron transport chain. Gene Ontology annotation, cellular component: mitochondrial membrane. The record is from RefSeq and is a predicted model, not a curated record. Lineage: Eukaryota; Metazoa; Chordata; Actinopteri; Cypriniformes; Cyprinidae. The transcript has 8 exons.